Messenger RNA from Rhinopithecus roxellana (golden snub-nosed monkey), 11817 nucleotides. RefSeq names its product sodium voltage-gated channel alpha subunit 8 (gene SCN8A). Gene Ontology annotation, biological process: sodium ion transmembrane transport; neuronal action potential; membrane depolarization during action potential. Lineage: Eukaryota; Metazoa; Chordata; Mammalia; Primates; Cercopithecidae. The transcript is spliced from 27 exons. Gene Ontology annotation, molecular function: protein binding; voltage-gated sodium channel activity. The record is from RefSeq and is a predicted model, not a curated record. Gene Ontology annotation, cellular component: plasma membrane; voltage-gated sodium channel complex; axon. Bases 463 to 6405 code for a protein of 1980 amino acids.
ACAGACGAGAACAUUGAGGUCUGGAGAGGUUGUUACACCCUCUUUCCCUCUUGUGAUUGGUGGUAGGAAAAUAUUAAGUAGAGGAGAGGCACAGUAAAGUGCCAAGAGCUCUGGCACUCCUUACCUAGAUCCUGGAGUGAGGGUGGAGUGAGUGUUUGAAACGCUCAUGCCUACUUUAUAGAUGGACAGACUGAGGAUCGGAAAGACUAAGGUGGCCUGGGGGCUGUCAGGGAGGCAGCGCCUCCCCUCUCCUAGCAAUAGGUCUCUGUGGGCUGAAACACGAGCCUCCACCUGCCGCUGAUUGACUUGAUUUUUUCAGUGGGCCCAAGAUCCUGUAAAUUGAGUUCCCUGUGCUUUUGGAUGUCAGAAACUUCACUGAGAGCGGCACUGCUGCGGGGCAGGAGAAAGAGCUGACCUGUCCUGGACGCAGCAUAACUAACGAAGCUGCUGCAGGAUGAGAAGAUGGCAGCGCGGCUGCUCGCACCACCAGGCCCUGAUAGUUUCAAGCCUUUCACCCCUGAGUCGCUGGCAAACAUUGAGAGGCGCAUUGCUGAGAGCAAGCUCAAGAAACCACCAAAGGCCGAUGGCAGUCAUCGGGAGGACGAUGAGGACAGCAAGCCCAAGCCAAACAGUGACCUGGAAGCAGGGAAGAGUUUGCCUUUCAUCUACGGGGACAUCCCCCAAGGCCUGGUUGCAGUUCCCCUGGAGGACUUUGACCCAUACUAUUUGACGCAGAAAACCUUUGUAGUAUUAAACAGAGGGAAAACUCUCUUCAGAUUUAGUGCCACGCCUGCCUUGUACAUUUUAAGUCCUUUUAACCUGAUAAGAAGAAUAGCUAUUAAAAUUUUGAUACAUUCAGUAUUUAGCAUGAUCAUUAUGUGCACUAUUUUGACCAACUGUGUAUUCAUGACUUUUAGUAACCCUCCUGACUGGUCGAAGAAUGUGGAGUACACGUUCACAGGGAUUUAUACAUUUGAAUCACUAGUGAAAAUCAUUGCAAGAGGUUUCUGCAUAGAUGGCUUUACCUUUUUACGGGAUCCAUGGAACUGGUUAGAUUUCAGUGUCAUCAUGAUGGCAUAUGUGACAGAGUUUGUGGACCUGGGCAAUGUCUCAGCGCUGAGAACAUUCAGGGUUCUCCGAGCUUUGAAAACUAUCUCUGUAAUUCCAGGCCUGAAGACAAUUGUGGGUGCCCUGAUUCAGUCUGUGAAGAAACUGUCAGAUGUGAUGAUCCUGACAGUGUUCUGUCUGAGUGUGUUUGCCUUGAUCGGACUGCAGCUGUUCAUGGGGAACCUUCGAAACAAGUGUGUUGUGUGGCCCAUAAACUUCAACGAGAGCUAUCUCGAAAAUGGCACCAAAGGCUUUGAUUGGGAAGAGUAUAUCAACAAUAAAACAAAUUUCUACACAGUUCCUGGCAUGCUGGAACCUUUACUCUGUGGGAACAGUUCUGAUGCUGGGCAAUGCCCAGAGGGAUACCAGUGUAUGAAAGCAGGAAGGAACCCCAACUAUGGUUACACAAGCUUUGAUACUUUUAGCUGGGCCUUCUUGGCAUUAUUUCGCCUUAUGACCCAGGACUAUUGGGAAAACUUGUAUCAAUUGACCUUACGAGCAGCUGGGAAAACAUACAUGAUCUUCUUCGUCUUGGUCAUCUUUGUGGGUUCUUUCUAUCUGGUGAACUUGAUCUUGGCUGUGGUGGCCAUGGCUUAUGAAGAACAGAAUCAGGCAACACUGGAAGAGGCAGAACAAAAAGAGGCUGAAUUUAAAGCAAUGUUGGAGCAACUUAAGAAGCAACAGGAAGAGGCACAGGCUGCUGCAAUGGCUACUUCAGCAGGAACUGUCUCAGAAGAUGCCAUAGAGGAAGAAGGUGAAGAAGGAGGGGGCUCCCCUCGGAGCUCUUCUGAAAUCUCUAAACUCAGCUCAAAGAGUGCAAAGGAAAGACGUAACAGGAGAAAGAAGAGGAAGCAAAAGGAACUCUCUGAAGGAGAGGAGAAAGGGGAUCCUGAGAAGGUGUUUAAGUCGGAGUCAGAAGAUGGCAUGAGAAGGAAGGCCUUUCGGUUGCCAGACAACAGAAUAGGGAGGAAAUUUUCCAUCAUGAAUCAGUCACUGCUCAGCAUCCCAGGCUCGCCCUUCCUCUCUCGCCACAACAGCAAGAGCAGCAUCUUCAGUUUCAGGGGACCUGGGCGGUUCCGAGACCCGGGCUCCGAGAAUGAGUUCGCGGAUGACGAGCACAGCACAGUGGAGGAGAGCGAGGGCCGCCGGGACUCCCUCUUCAUCCCUAUCCGGGCCCGCGAGCGCCGGAGCAGCUACAGCGGCUACAGCGGCUACAGCCAGGGCAGCCGCUCCUCACGCAUCUUCCCCAGCCUGCGGCGCAGCGUGAAACGCAACAGCACGGUGGACUGCAACGGCGUGGUGUCUCUCAUCGGCGGCCCUGGCUCCCACAUCGGCGGGCGUCUCCUGCCAGAGGCUACAACUGAGGUGGAAAUUAAGAAGAAAGGCCCUGGAUCUCUCUUAGUUUCCAUGGACCAAUUAGCCUCCUAUGGGCGGAAGGACAGAAUCAACAGUAUAAUGAGUGUUGUUACAAAUACACUAGUAGAAGAACUGGAAGAGUCUCAGAGAAAGUGCCCGCCAUGCUGGUAUAAAUUUGCCAACACUUUCCUGAUCUGGGAGUGCCACCCCUACUGGAUAAAACUGAAAGAGAUUGUGAACUUGAUAGUUAUGGACCCUUUUGUGGAUUUAGCCAUCACCAUCUGCAUCGUCCUGAAUACACUGUUUAUGGCAAUGGAGCACCAUCCUAUGACGCCACAAUUUGAACAUGUCUUGGCUGUAGGAAAUCUGGUUUUCACUGGAAUUUUCACAGCGGAAAUGUUUCUAAAGCUCAUAGCCAUGGAUCCCUACUAUUAUUUCCAAGAAGGUUGGAACAUUUUUGACGGAUUUAUUGUCUCCCUCAGUUUAAUGGAACUGAGUCUAGCAGACGUGGAGGGGCUUUCAGUGCUGCGAUCUUUCCGAUUGCUCCGAGUCUUCAAAUUGGCCAAAUCCUGGCCCACCCUGAACAUGCUAAUCAAGAUUAUUGGAAAUUCAGUGGGCGCCCUGGGCAACCUGACACUGGUGCUGGCCAUUAUUGUCUUCAUCUUUGCCGUGGUGGGGAUGCAGCUCUUUGGAAAAAGCUACAAAGAGUGUGUCUGCAAGAUCAACCAGGACUGUGAACUCCCUCGCUGGCACAUGCAUGACUUUUUCCAUUCCUUCCUCAUUGUCUUUCGAGUGUUGUGCGGGGAGUGGAUUGAGACCAUGUGGGACUGCAUGGAAGUGGCAGGCCAGGCCAUGUGCCUCAUUGUCUUUAUGAUGGUCAUGGUGAUUGGCAACUUGGUGGUGCUGAACCUGUUUCUGGCCUUGCUCCUGAGCUCCUUCAGUGCAGACAACCUGGCUGCCACAGAUGAUGAUGGGGAAAUGAACAACCUCCAGAUCUCAGUGAUCCGUAUCAAGAAGGGUGUGGCCUGGACCAAACUAAAGGUGCAUGCCUUCAUGCAGGCCCACUUUAAGCAGCGUGAGGCCGAUGAGGUGAAGCCUCUGGAUGAGUUGUAUGAAAAGAAGGCCAACUGCAUCGCCAAUCACACCGGUGCAGACAUCCACCGGAAUGGCGACUUCCAGAAGAAUGGCAAUGGCACAACCAGCGGCAUUGGCAGCAGCGUGGAGAAGUACAUCAUUGAUGAAGACCAUAUGUCCUUCAUCAACAACCCCAACUUGACUGUGCGGGUACCCAUUGCUGUGGGGGAGUCUGACUUUGAGAACCUCAACACAGAGGAUGUUAGCAGCGAGUCGGAUCCUGAAGGCAGCAAAGAUAAACUAGAUGACACCAGCUCCUCUGAAGGAAGCACCAUUGAUAUCAAACCAGAAGUAGAAGAGGUCCCUGUGGAACAGCCUGAGGAAUACUUGGAUCCAGACGCCUGCUUCACAGAAGGUUGUGUCCAGCGGUUCAAGUGCUGCCAGGUCAACAUUGAGGAAGGGCUAGGCAAGUCUUGGUGGAUCCUGCGGAAAACCUGCUUCCUCAUCGUGGAGCACAACUGGUUUGAGACCUUCAUCAUCUUCAUGAUUCUGCUGAGCAGUGGUGCCCUGGCCUUCGAGGACAUCUACAUUGAGCAGAGAAAGACCAUCCGCACCAUCCUGGAAUACGCUGACAAAGUCUUCACCUAUAUCUUCAUCCUGGAGAUGUUGCUCAAGUGGACAGCCUAUGGCUUCGUCAAGUUCUUCACCAAUGCCUGGUGUUGGCUGGACUUCCUCAUCGUGGCUGUCUCUUUAGUCAGCCUUAUAGCUAAUGCCCUGGGCUACUCGGAACUAGGUGCCAUAAAGUCCCUUAGGACCCUAAGAGCUUUGAGACCCUUAAGAGCCUUAUCACGAUUUGAAGGGAUGAGGGUGGUGGUGAAUGCCUUGGUGGGCGCCAUCCCCUCCAUCAUGAAUGUGCUGCUGGUGUGUCUCAUCUUCUGGCUGAUUUUCAGCAUCAUGGGAGUUAACCUGUUUGCGGGAAAGUACCACUACUGCUUUAAUGAGACUUCUGAAAUCCGAUUUGAAAUUGAAGAUGUCAACAAUAAAACUGAAUGUGAAAAGCUCAUGGAGGGGAACAAUACAGAGAUCAGAUGGAAGAACGUGAAGAUCAACUUUGACAAUGUUGGGGCAGGAUACCUGGCCCUUCUUCAAGUAGCAACCUUCAAAGGCUGGAUGGACAUCAUGUAUGCAGCUGUAGAUUCCCGGAAGCCUGAUGAGCAGCCUAAGUAUGAGGACAAUAUCUACAUGUACAUCUACUUUGUCAUCUUCAUCAUCUUCGGCUCCUUCUUCACCCUGAACCUGUUCAUUGGUGUCAUCAUUGAUAACUUCAAUCAACAAAAGAAAAAGUUCGGAGGUCAGGACAUCUUCAUGACCGAAGAACAGAAGAAGUACUACAAUGCCAUGAAAAAGCUGGGCUCAAAGAAGCCACAGAAACCUAUUCCCCGCCCCUUGAACAAAAUCCAAGGAAUCGUCUUUGAUUUUGUCACUCAGCAAGCCUUUGACAUUGUUAUCAUGAUGCUCAUCUGCCUUAACAUGGUGACAAUGAUGGUGGAGACAGACACUCAAAGCAAGCAGAUGGAGAACAUCCUCUACUGGAUUAACCUGGUGUUCGUUAUCUUCUUCACCUGUGAGUGUGUGCUCAAAAUGUUUGCGUUGAGGCACUACUACUUCACCAUUGGCUGGAACAUCUUCGACUUUGUGGUAGUCAUCCUCUCCAUUGUGGGAAUGUUCCUGGCAGAUAUAAUUGAGAAAUACUUUGUUUCCCCAACCCUAUUCCGAGUUAUCCGAUUGGCCCGUAUUGGGCGCAUCUUGCGUCUGAUCAAAGGCGCCAAAGGGAUUCGUACCCUGCUCUUUGCCUUAAUGAUGUCUUUGCCUGCCCUGUUCAACAUCGGCCUUCUGCUCUUCCUGGUCAUGUUCAUCUUCUCCAUUUUUGGGAUGUCCAAUUUUGCAUAUGUGAAGCACGAGGCUGGUAUUGAUGACAUGUUCAACUUUGAGACAUUUGGCAACAGCAUGAUCUGCCUGUUUCAAAUCACAACCUCAGCUGGUUGGGAUGGCCUGCUGCUGCCCAUCCUAAACCGCCCCCCUGACUGCAGCCUAGAUAAGGAACACCCAGGGAGUGGCUUUAAGGGAGAUUGUGGGAACCCCUCAGUGGGCAUCUUCUUCUUUGUAAGCUACAUCAUCAUCUCCUUCCUAAUUGUCGUGAACAUGUACAUUGCCAUCAUCCUGGAGAACUUCAGUGUAGCCACAGAGGAAAGUGCAGACCCUCUGAGUGAGGAUGACUUUGAGACCUUCUAUGAGAUCUGGGAGAAGUUCGACCCCGAUGCUACCCAGUUCAUUGAGUACUGUAAGCUGGCAGACUUUGCAGAUGCCUUGGAGCAUCCUCUCCGAGUGCCCAAGCCCAAUACCAUUGAGCUCAUCGCUAUGGAUCUGCCAAUGGUGAGCGGGGAUCGCAUCCACUGCUUGGACAUCCUUUUUGCCUUCACCAAGCGGGUCCUGGGAGAUAGCGGGGAGUUGGACAUCCUGCGGCAGCAGAUGGAAGAGCGGUUCGUGGCAUCCAAUCCUUCCAAAGUGUCUUACGAGCCAAUCACAACCACGCUGCGUCGCAAGCAGGAGGAGGUAUCUGCGGUGGUCCUGCAGCGUGCCUACCGGGGACAUUUGGCAAGGCGGGGCUUCAUCUGCAAAAAGACAACUUCUAAUAAGCUGGAGAAUGGAGGCACACACCGGGAGAAAAAAGAGAGCACCCCAUCUACAGCCUCCCUCCCGUCCUAUGACAGUGUAACUAAACCUGAAAAGGAGAAACAGCAGCGGGCAGAGGAAGGAAGAAGGGAAAGAACCAAAAGACAAAAAGAGGUCAGAGAAUCCAAGUGUUAGAGGAGAACAAAAAUUCAGUAUUAUACAGAUCUAAAACUCGCAAGUGAAAGAUUGUUUACAAACUUCCUGAAAAUAUUAUCAAUGCAGAACAGCUGUGGAGACUCUAACCUGAAGAUCUAUACCAAACGUCGUCCGCUUACCACGUAACACAGCUGCAUCUUGAGCAGUGACCUGCCAAGGGCAAAGGACCCCGCUCCCUAGACUCACAGAUUUUCUAAUGCUUGGGCAGGUGGUUACUGCAUGUUCCACAUCAGUCAAUGCAACUUAGGACAAAACUAACCAGAUACAGAAACAGAAGAGAGGCUGCCGGGACCAGCAUAUUUCCGUUGCAGCCAAAUGGAUUUUAUUUUUUCAUUUUAUUGAUUCUCAGAAGCAGAAGGCAUCACUUUAAAAGUUCGUUUGUUCAUGCAAACUAUAUUUGCAUUCUUACAUUAGUUAAGCUAAGCAGCAAAAAGAAAACACACACACACUCACAUUUAGCCCAUGUCAUUUAAUUGUCAGUUUCUUUGACAUAAAGCGCAUCUUCUCCACAUGGGCUUCACGUGGUUUGGAGAUGGGUGGGGGAAAACAAUCAGGUUUCUUCAGGCUGAGGAGGACUUGCUCAGGCCGAUUCCAAACAUUGUGCUCGUUCAAUGCGUAGAAAUGAUUUGCAUGAUGGCAUGCCGUGAUCAGAAGUCAUGCAUGAGAUCCAUACACCACAGGACACUACUAAUCUAGUCCCUUGCAUUGGGUCAGCCUUUGGACAGGACCCAGCCCUGCACCGUUCACUGUAUUUGGAGAAAAUGGUAAGAGUUCCAUACCGGCUAUAAUUCUUUAUUAUGAGUUCUUAAAAGUCCUUCAUACACCUUCUGGGUAGGGAAACAACCAACUAAUUGACUAACACCACCACCAACAAAAAACAAACCCAAUCCAACAAGCAGAUGGAUCCGUUGCGUGUAUAUGUUUAACAGACAUCUCUAACAUACAGCCAUUGUUGCACAUUUUGCAAGAUGAACUAUUUAAUGCUGCUCUGUGUCCAGUACAUGGGGGAGAUUUUGAUCCCAAAUGGCUUGUACUAUUUAUGUCACUGUAAAACCAAAUCCUAGGGCUAAAAAAUUCAUUUGUAUCUUGCAGUAUUUAUGAUGAUCGUUUAGCCUUCUUACUGGAGAAUUGACACUUAUUUGGGGUAGAGAUAAAAGUGCUAUUCAAAGUAGCACCAGUUAUCUCUAGAGGUAAUUUGGGGAACUUAAAACGACCUUUCAUUGGGAGUUAUGGGGUCCUCAUUUCAUUUCGUAUCAUGUCCUCUGCAUUGUGGCUUUCUCCAGGCAUGGGUCGAUACCGCGAGGGGUUCAGAUAUUCUGAACUGGCCUCUCUCUUCUGCAGAGGGGUCGUCGCGUACUCACACACUGCAUGGCUCCCCCUGCCUCCAUCACAUUUCUCCACUGAGCAGGGCUUCCCUUGCCCACAGAGGUGGGUGAGGAUAGCAGCACUGGGGUUACGGCUGUGAUUUCCUUCAUUUAUUAUUAGAAUAAUAGUCACUGGUGGGACCUGAGGUAGCGAUGGAGCCGCCUCUGAACCAAGCUCACUUGGUUUCUUUACUGCACUUGUUUUCAUGAGAAAGCAAUUUAAUAUUAAUUCUUUAGGAUGUUCCAGCUUCCCCCAGCGCAUUCCCUUGCAGCCAGUUUUGCAAUCUGCUUAGCGACCUGCCCAUUGUCAUUGAAGUGUGGCUUCUGGGGGAGCAUCAUUUCUUCCAUUCCAUCUCCUGCUUUAGGAAAGACAGUUUUUAGUCCAGGGGUUUCUCACCUAAUGACUGGAUUUCAAAGCCAAGAUGCUGCAGUUGAAUGUGUCAGUAAGUCUAUACAAAGAGUGAAAAGAGACUUUAGCAUGUGAACCAAAUCAAAAUAACUUCUUCCUGAACCAUACACUAGAGGGGGAAGAAGCACCAACCCAUAAUCAGACACACCGAUCUGCCUUGCAGUAGAAGCACUUUGAAGGUAAUUUCACAGUCCACCUGACUAGUUUUGCAUAGAACAAACCACAGUAAGUCGGUAAGCAGAGCUUUCUAUCUUGUUGGACCACUAGAAACUCUGUCCAGCUCUCUCAAGCGUGCUUCUGCAGCAGCAUCCGUAGAAUUUUUGUACUACACCCAAUACCAGACUGGGAAGGCGUAUCUUUCAGUGACCCUGCUAACUGCUAGGAUGAAUGUAUAGUAACAUGUACAGGCUACAUUGUAAACAGCACAAAACAGAAGCUGACAUGUGUGGUUAUUCUUUUUAAGAGAAUUAUAAAUACUGUAAUAUAAUUUUAUUUUAUUGGCAUGCCUUUUUGUAAAUAUAAAUUAUUAACUUAUUAAAUAGGAAAUGGCUUCUGGCUUAUGCCAUUGUCAUGUUUAUUUUUAUUUUUUAUACUUUUCUUUCUUCUUAGAACUUAGAUGCUGUCAGCCAAUGUACAUCCCCAAACCAGACAGACAGACAAAAAAUUUUUUAUUGCUAAUGGUCUUUUCCAAAACAACAAAAAAUAUAUAUUUUUGUUCCAAUGUGCAAUAAAUUCUAACCACGUCUAUGCAAGAUUUGGCUAAACUUAAUAAUUGUUCUUAGGUCUUGAGAUGGGCGACAGAGCUGUAAGAUCCCGCUAAGUACACCAUGUGCUCAUGCUAGUGAUGUCAUUAAGCUACUAGAGCAUAGUGAUGAGAUUUCUCUGAGAUGUAACCGUUUCCCUCUGCUAGCUCCUGACCGCAGCCCAAUAGGCUGUCUCCUCAGUAACACAUGGGCCUUGGUAUCUGGCACCCAUCAGCCAGCCUCAUAGGAAAGAAGCCACCUCCGCUGUAUUUGAAGUUUCACUUAAAAAAAAAAAAAACCCUUUUUAUCCUUCACCCACUGUCCUUCCACCUGCUCACUCACUCUUUCACCCAUCCUGCUCCACACUUCUUUGGUAGUAAAUGACACCAUCACCAGCAGUUUACACCCGCAGUUAACAGGCAUUGAACUGAAAGAAUCAUUGGUGACGUUUGUGUGCAUCUUCGCUGAGUGGGUAAGUGGCAACGCUUUGCCAAAUAUUAACGAAGCCAAUCAAAAAGCAGCAGCAGCCACAGUAUCACUGCACAUAUAUAUAGAUAUAUAUAUAAAUAUAAUAUAAAUAUUUAUUUUUUGUAGCCAGGUCCUUGGUGCAGUAUUUAUACUCCACAAUCCACCUUUUAAAAAAAGGACAAAAAGCAAAAAGAUGUGUGAUGCUGUUAAUUUAAAACGCAGAGCCAAAGCCACUGAGCAGCAGCUGACAUGGUUGCUGGUUUGUGUGUGAAAAACAUUUUUCCCCUCUUCUUUCCUUAACCUCCUUGUUGCUUAGGAUGAGGAGACUCUGUAAUUUAAAGCAGAGGAUGGGAGGAGGAAGAAACUUCCAUGUUAACAUGGCCUACUCUCACUCCUUUCUAAAUGAGCCACUUUUGGCAUCAGAAGUUGACUGGAGAGAGAGAAAAAAAAAAACUCCCAGUCAAAGCUCCUAAAGCGACAGUGCCCAGAGUUCUUUUAUUUUUGCUGCAACCAACGUAAACCUGUAAAAGACCAACAGUGAAGAUUAGUGUAUUAGUGAAUGCAUGGAGGCCAAUGCUGCCCUAAUGAGACGUGAUAAAAAGUCCAUCACUCCUCUAAGCCAAAAGGAAACAAAAUAAAAAUGACCCUUUUUACUGUACAAGGGAAGCCUGUCUUGGUGUGUUUGUUGCUUGACUAUCCCAAUUCUUGAGUCCUGGGAGGGGUCUGGGAAUUGGGACCUUAGCACAUUUGGGGAAAAGAGGGGCAUGGAGGGAAGAGAAAUCAAAGGGACUCUUGCAAAGUUCUGGCUGAGAAGGAGAGAUUGGAAGAAAAGCAAGGUCCUGACCCCCCAGAUCCCCACUCACCCAUUGCAUGUGGCAUUUCCCACUACUGGCCGGUGCUUAGAGGCCCAUAAAACCCCUCCUCACCUAAUCCACCUGGCAGAGCCCUCAGAGAUGACGUCAGCCAACCCAGCUGGACUGGCCUUACUUCUGCCUUUUUCACCUGUAUAUUUAAAAAAAAAACAAAAAAACAAAAAAAACCUACCCCCAUGCCCCAAAGCUAGGGCAUGCGCGAUGCCCAGCAGCCUCCACUCUGCAAGCUCAUACUGGGCCCUGCCCUCCAUCACCCCAGACAGGCCCACAGACGAGGGCUGGUCUCCUUCACAUUUCUGUGGGGGUGGGGGCACCCUUCCCCUUCCUUCUCUCCCUGUCCUCCUCUGGGGACAUCCCUCUCUAGGCCUAGGCCAUGUCUCCUGGUUCAGGAACACUCUCUCAGGAGGAUCUCGAAGUGCCCACUCUAGUCCGCUCCAGUAGCUGCACUCUGGAGCGAGAUGGCUGGUAGGUCAGUCCCCAUCCUCCUCCCCUCGGCCCCCAGCCUCCAGGCCUGCUGUGGAGGUGAGAUCGCCAUGGGUCAUGACUUUCUGACUUGAGACCUGGGCAUCCUCUGUAAUGAUGCCUCUUUCUUUUCUCAGAUGUUGCCCACAGUUUAGCAAAAAGCUUUGUUCAUUUUCAGGUACCCCCCACCCCCUAAAGAAUUGGCUGCUACUUGCCAGCCAGGGGGACAUCAGGAGAGAAGAGGAAGUCUGGGUUGGGAGGGGCCCAAGUUUUGCAACAGAGUUUCCAUUGUUCAGCUCUGUGCUUUCUUGGAUUUCCUUUCCAAGAUUACCAAGAUUUCCUCCAUUAAAACUCCUGAGGCACCCCCUGCCCCUGCCCCCCACUGCUGUUUGCUGUACAUAGAGGCUAAGUGGGGUGGGGUGGGUGGGUGUGCACAUGUGGUGUGUGUGUGUGUGAAGAAUGUAUAUAGGUAAAGGGGAGUGUGGUCCAGUGGUUCCAGAAAAGGGACAGAACUCCUGUGUUCUAUCCCUAGCUUGACCGCUGGCUCGCUGUGUGGCCUUGGGCAAGUCACUUAACCUCUCUGUGCCUCAGUUUCCCCAUCUGUAAAAUGGGGAUAAUAAUACUGACCUACCUCACAGGGGUGUUGUGAGGCUUUAACUCAAUGUUUUGUAAAGCGUUUUGAGAUACAGAGGCAAAGGCGCUAGGGAAGGGCAAAGUAUUAUUGGACUUAAGGAAGCUGAAAUGGUACCAUAAAUGCUGCUAUUCUGAGAGCCAUUUUAAACUGCACUGCUCCAACCACCCCCGCUUCUCAUCACCAGGACAGCAGGUCGAGAAAAUGACUUUCCUUUCACUUGCUUCUGGGGUUUGUGAUUAUUCAAGACAAUUUUUCCCCUUGCUGUAUCUCCUUCCCUCACCUCCUCGACUUGUUCCCUGUUCUGUUUAUGCGGAAAUGGCAGAAAUGCUUGAGAAAUGAGAAUGUGUAAGUGGAUUGGAAGUUUAUAGUAUGAAAUUUCAAUUUUACUUUGUACUGUACAUCUUUUUACUUUAGAAUUUGCAAUAAAGGGUUACGUCAA